AUGGCUUCAUCUACUGAAAAUACAACACCAUCGAAUAAUAAUUCUACACCUGAAAUAAAUGAAGAAGCAAAACUACGAGCUAAAUAUGGCGGAGCACUUCCUCGACAACAAAAUAUGUUAACAAAAAAAUUAUUAAAUAAACCAAAAUAUUUCGAUUCUGGAGAUUAUAAUGUUGCAAAAUCACAAGGUAAAUUAGCUGCAAGUAAACCUGAUCCAACAAAUAAAACUAAUAGUAAUAAAGAAGCAAUACCAUCAAUAGUACCGGAAACAAUCACUGGUCAUGAAAUACCAACACCUGAAACAGUCAUGCCAAGAAAGUUAUCAUGUGCUGCUACAUUAACACCACAAACAACACCUAUAAUAAUUAAUAAUUCUAUGUCAUCACCAUCACAUUCACAAUGA
Messenger RNA from Adineta steineri, 402 nucleotides. The record is from the annotation of a GenBank genome assembly. Lineage: Eukaryota; Metazoa; Rotifera; Eurotatoria; Adinetida; Adinetidae.